AUGAGCCAAACCUUGGACCGAGAUCUGCAAUCGCUGGAGAAGAACCUCGUUCAAAUGAAGAGCGAUCUCACAACCGAAAAGGAGCAAUUGCAGAAGGAAUUGACCCAGACGCUCUCCCGAUUCCAGGAAUUGGAAACAGCAAUGAGCGUACUCCAGCAUCGUUAUGAAAGUCGAUACAAGGAAUUCCACCGAAUGCGUCACGAGCGCGAUCAACUGACCGAGAGCAAGACCUCACUCGAGCAGCGCAUCGAGACACAGAAAGAGAACAUUACGAAAUUAAAGGAUGAAAGAACACAAUUGAAGCGCGAUCUUGAGCAAACUAGACAAGAGCUCAAAGAGGGAGGAGGGAGUGUGGCAGAAUUGGAGACUGCACGUGAAGAAAUCCGGCGCCUGGAGAAAGAGAACGCCAGUCUCGAGCGAAAAGCAGACUACGAACGAAAUCAGGCCGACUACACUCGCGAGCAAUACCAGAACGCAUCUACAGCCGCCGCUCAAUCUGGGACCGAGGCUCGGCAGCUACAAGAGGAGAACGAAGACUUAAAACGCAAAGUGGAAGGCAACGCAAUUCGCCUCCGCGAGCUCAACAUCCAAAAUGACACCGCUCGUCACCUUGCCCGAGUCGAAGAACUAGAGUUGACCCUCGUUGCCCGUGAUGAUCUUUUGCGCAAGAAAGAGGAGGAGCUUCGUGAAAUUCGCAAGAAUCGUCCUUCUACCCGCUCAACCAGCACUCAACCACGAAGUCCUAAAUGGGCCACCACCAGCCGUCCCACGAGCCCCGGUGCCAACGGCAACGGCAACAAUGGCCUUCCUGGCAGAGGAAGCGCGUUGAGGUUCAGCGCUGAAAGGCCAUUUUAA
Molecule: messenger RNA, 855 nt
Organism: Penicillium lagena
Lineage: Eukaryota; Fungi; Ascomycota; Eurotiomycetes; Eurotiales; Aspergillaceae
Exons: 1
Coding region: 1-855 (284 amino acids)
Source: RefSeq, a predicted model, not a curated record